UCUCUGCCAGCGGCCGGGGAGGCAGGAGAUCCUGGAGCUAGGAUGCGAGCAUUGUGGGAACCGCUCUAGCUGAGUGAAGGAGGGCAGCUCAAAGAGGAAGGCCACACAGUUAAAAUGUCUGAUCUGGAAAAGGCCAUGAUUGCCAUCAUUGAAGCUUUUCACCAGUAUUCAGGAAAAGAGGGAGACAAACACAAGCUGAAGAAAUCUGAAUUAAAAGAGCUCAUUAACAAUGAACUCCCUCAUUUUUUAGGCGAAAUCAAGGAUCAGGAGACAGUGGACAAAGUGAUGGAGACGCUGGAUUGUGACGGUGAUGCAGAAUGUGACUUCCAGGAAUUUGUAGCUUUCAUUGCUAUGGUCACCUCAGCUUGUCAUGAAUUCUUUGAACAUGAGUGAAUCAUCAGAGAAGCAGCCAAUAACUUACUGUGUGCUAUGUAAAGAUAAAAGGGAGAAACAAUGUGAAUUCUAAUUCAAAGAGCCUGAGAGAGCUUAGGGGCUACUAGGAUUUAAAGUCUGCUAGGCCUAAGUAGCUUAUUAAGUUAAGUAUGCUUUAUGAAUGGAAACAUGUAUGUCUCUUUAAAGAUUGUUUGCUGAUGCCAGCCUAGCUCUCAUACAGUAUUUGUAUGCCUUGCCUAUAACUAGAAUGCAUAGCAUCCUCCUGCUAUAUGGCUAGAUAGGUGCACAGCUUCAGAGGCAACUAGUUAGAUCCUCCAAAGUGUCCACAUUUUAUUGUAAAAGCAAGAAAAAGGAGAUCAACUGGUAGGUGAUAUAAAGGAACUGGAGAACAUAAGUCUGAUCCAAAAUCCAUUGAACAGAAUGAAAAUACUCCAAUGGACUUCAAUUAGCUCUGCAUCAGGAACAAUGUAUAAUACUAAUAAAGUCAAGAUAGUAAGUACUACACUGAAUAGCUACACAACAUUUUUAUGAACACUUUUAUUUCUUAGGAGCUUAUUUACCCAUAGGAGCUUAUUUACCCAUACCAAUGUUUUAUAAAAUGCACACUAUACUAUGUAACAUGCUGGAUUUGAUAUCUUAUUCUUACAGCCUCCUUUUUAACUGCCUGUAGAAUUAGGAGCUAAAGCAAUUCCAGCUUAUAGACGUAUUGUAAUAAUGAGGUAGCUAGAAAAAUAAAGCCUAGGAAUGAAGAUACAUGUGGACAUCUUUUUCAGCAUAAAGGUAGGGGUAAAGGAAGGAUAUAUUCAAGUGAUGACAUUAUGUUCACAAAAAGGCAGACCCAACAUAUAGAAUACAUAUAUUAUAAACAAAACAAUGAAAAAGUCACUUACGUUAUUUAGACCACAAGACAUUUGGGCACCUGUAUGUGAGACGGACCUCUGCUCUGAUGCAUGCUAAUUAGUAUGCAUUGGAGCAGACUUGAUCAAUAGAGUCUGCUGCGAGACUGCUGGAGCAUGCUAAUUAGUGCACUCCAACAGUCUUCGCGUCACAGGUAUUCAGCAUCCCCACGUUUCAAAAUUGCAGCAGCAGCACUUUAACUAAAGCUCAAAUGCCGCGGGUGCUUUAAUUAGAGCAAGCUCUCAGAGCCGCUCUAAUUAAAGCACUCCCCUCUCCACCUCAGAGUACAUGUGUAGAUGCCCCUUGUGUCUUGAACUUAAUGGAAAAUGUGCCUUUCUGUCAAACAUUAUGUUUUUAUAUAUACCUUACUUAGUUACACCCAAUCAUCGAGAAGAAACCAUUUAUUAUUAUUAUUUUUUUUUUUUUAUGCUAUCUUUAUAGCUACCAUAAGGAAUUUCAUGUUAAUGAUGGGUCUUUUAUCCCUGACAGAGAUUUAAAGCUGUAAUAUCCUUUACCUGCUGUAACUCUUCUUACAAAAAUAUAUUCCAUUGAAUCUGUUUGGCCAGAAUAAGAUGAAAAUCUCUGUGGACUAUCAAAGAGUACUGAGUUUAAAUGAACUUUUACUAACUUCAUGUAGGAUAUAAGCAAAUUUAGCUCACAAAAACUGGCUACAAUUUACCCUUUUCCAUUGCUCAACAGUGAGUCAACAUUAUCCUCAAAUUUUGGACUAAUGAAUACUGAGCAGCAAAUUUAAAAAAUAAAAGUUGGCAGUGUCAGUUUGAGUUAGCUGGGUCUACGCUGUCUGGACUGUAUAGGGCCUUCAUUUUCAAUCUAGUGUAUGUAUAUGAUUUCUGGGAUAUGUUUAUAGAUAAUCCUAAAGUUUUGUGUAUAAAUAUAAAGAAUGAACACAGAGAUGGUCAUUUAUAAAUAAUUUUAAAUUUUAUAAUUUAAACACUUUCAUUUUCAUUUAAUUUCAUUUUACACAAUGUCUUAAGUUUUACAAAAAGGAAAGAUAACUCUUUCUAGAGCUCCUUCUUUCAACUGUGGAAAAAGAAUCAUCUAGUAACAUCUUUGUAAGAAAGGUACAACCCUGUGUUCAGAUUCAGAUUAAACAAACAGACUUACCAAAA
Alligator mississippiensis (American alligator) is the source of this 2420-nucleotide messenger RNA. It is a transcript of the gene S100B, whose product is annotated as S100 calcium binding protein B. Gene Ontology annotation, biological process: positive regulation of canonical NF-kappaB signal transduction; positive regulation of cell population proliferation. The coding region runs from base 115 to 393 and encodes 92 amino acids. The record is from RefSeq and is a predicted model, not a curated record. The transcript has 3 exons. Gene Ontology annotation, cellular component: cytoplasm; nucleus. Lineage: Eukaryota; Metazoa; Chordata; Crocodylia; Alligatoridae. Gene Ontology annotation, molecular function: calcium ion binding; S100 protein binding; RAGE receptor binding.